AUGCCCACUGCCCCAUACCCACUGCCCCAUACCCACUGCCCCAUACCCACUGCCCCAUACCCACUGCCCCAUGCCCACUGCCCCAUGCUCACUGCCCCAUGCCCACUGCCCCAUGCCCACUGCCCCAUGCCCACUGCCCCAUACCCAAAGCCCCAUGCCCACUGCCCCAUACCCACUGCCCCAUACCCACUGCCCCAUACCCACUGCCCCAUGCCCACUGCCCCAUACCCACUGCCCCAUGCCCACUGCCCACUGCCCCAUGCCCAAAGCCCCAUGCCCACUGCCCCGUGCCCACUGCCCCAUACCCACUGCCUCAUACCCACUGCCCCAUACCCACUGCCCCAUGCCCACUGCCCCAUGCCCACUGCCCCAUACCCACUGCCCCAUACCCAAAGCCCCAUGCCCACUGCCCCAUACCCACUGCCCCAUACCCACUGCCCCAUACCCACUGCCCCAUGCCCACUGCCCCAUGCCCACUGCCCCAUACCCACUGCCCCAUACCCAAAGCCCCAUGCCCACUGCCCCAUACCCAAAGCCCCAUACCCAAAGCCCCAUGCCCACUGCCCCAUACCCAAAGCCCCAUACCCAAAGCCCCAUGCCCACUGCCCCAUACCCACUGCCCCAUGCCCACUGCCCCAUGCCCAAAGCCCCAUACCCAUAGCCCCAUGCCCACUGCCCCAUACCCAAAGUCCCAUGCCCACUGCCCCAUACCCAAAGCCCCAUGACCACUGCCCCAUACCCAAUGCCCCAUACCCAAAGCCCCAUACCCAAAGCCCCAUACCCACUGCCCCCUACCCAAAGCCCCAUACCCAAAGCCCCAUACCCAAAGCCCCAUACCCACUGCCCCAUGCCCACUGCCCCAUGCCCACUACCCCAUGCCCACUGCCCCAUGCCCACUGCCCCAUGCCCACUGUCCCAUGCCCACUGUCCCAUGCCCACUGCCCCAUGCCCACUGUCCCAUGCCCACUGCCCCAUGCCCACUGUCCCAUGCCCACUGCCCCAUGCCCACUGUCCCAUGCCCACUGCCCCAUGCCCACGACCCACUGCCUGCCUGCCUGGCUGACUGCGUCAAAAACACACUGUUCCUAUUGUACUUGGCUUGGUUAA
This is a messenger RNA of Oncorhynchus tshawytscha (Chinook salmon), 1107 nucleotides long. Its product is annotated as extensin-like. The coding region runs from base 1 to 1107 and encodes 368 amino acids. The transcript has a single exon. The record is from RefSeq and is a predicted model, not a curated record. NCBI's taxonomy places the organism in Eukaryota, Metazoa, Chordata, Actinopteri, Salmoniformes, Salmonidae.